CUUACACUGGUGCGUUACGAAUCUGGUGGUGACUUUUCUCUACGUGGGCUCAAUAUACCAUAUGUACAGAGAGUUUGCUACCAGUCAACAUUGAUUUAUUUGUUUCGAUUUCAACACAAAAAGGAUUACUUAAAGUAUAUGAUAACUGAUUGAUUUUCCAAUGCAACUUGCUGAGAAGCGUCAGUUAGAAAAUAUCAAUACAUUGUACACAGCGACUCUUAAGCUGAAACAAAAAAUUCAGGAUUUAGUAAUCAAGCUAGAAACUCAAGGUGAUCGAUGUGACUGGCCAAGUUACCUGAGUACAUUGGCAUUAUGUGCAUCAGAAUUAAGUGAAAUUCGUAAAGUACUCGAAUCAGAACGUUUUUCAAAUGAGCAUACCUUGGUACUUACACCAAUGGUGUUAAAUCCUGAACAAGAUGCAAAUUUAGCUAAAAUUACUGAAGAACGUCUUUCACUGUUCAAUCAUGAUACUGUACCCCAGUAUCUUCGAACUAAAUUAGAUCCAAAAGUAGAAAGUGAAUGUUCCUCUCAAGUUACACGAGCUUCUGGUAUACCAUCUGAACAAUUAAAUAAAUUAAUUAAUUUAACAAAUCGUGCAAUUGAUUGUAGCCUAAAAGAAGUUAAUUUAUUAAAACAAGAUCUUGAAUUGGAUUUCUCUGAUCGUCAAAAUAAAAUUACAUCCAAUCCAGAUGAUUUAACUACUUUUAUAAAUAUAAUUUCUGGUAAAAAAGGUUUAAAUAUUUCUAGCUUAUGAUAAUUUUAUUCACUGAUGCUAACUGUAUUUUUAUUUUAUUUUCCAAUAAAUGUAAAUAUUUUAU
This is a messenger RNA of Trichobilharzia szidati, 818 nucleotides long. The record is from the annotation of a GenBank genome assembly. Lineage: Eukaryota; Metazoa; Platyhelminthes; Trematoda; Strigeidida; Schistosomatidae.